Parasteatoda tepidariorum (common house spider) is the source of this 3061-nucleotide messenger RNA. The record is from RefSeq and is a predicted model, not a curated record. NCBI's taxonomy places the organism in Eukaryota, Metazoa, Arthropoda, Arachnida, Araneae, Theridiidae.
UAUGCAUGGUAAAGUUUUUUUCCUUCUUUUUUACUGUUUACCGAUUAUGUGAAAUUGUGUUAGAAUUAUAGGAAUGUUAUUUGUUUCAGAAGGAACACACCUCGUGUUGCCACGUGGAGUGUUGCGGUAGAGGUGGUGCUACUGGGGAUAACAACGACCGACACGAGCACCCUCCAUCGGUGGAUAUUGAAAUGAGAGAGAGGACGCCUUCUUCCACUGAGAAGAAACUAAGCUCCGGCUCUUUAGGAGGUGGUGAAACUUCACGGCCCAAGCAUGUCACAGUACAUCCCCCGGGUACAAAGACAGCAAAGCCUACAGUGAAGAAAAAAUCCAUUCAAGCUGAUUUGGACAUUCCAAGAGAAAUCCUAAAAUGUAAGGAAGAAGGUGCUGAAAGAUUAGAUCUUAGUAAAGCAAAUAUUACACAACUGCCAGUAUUGGUGAGAGAAUUGACGCACUUGCAAGAGUUGUAUCUCUAUGGAAACAAGCUGUCGACCCUUCCGACAGAAAUAGGUUGUCUAGUCAAUUUGAAAACUCUUGCUCUGAGUGAGAACUCUCUAACUAGUCUACCCAACUCUCUUUCAAACCUUCGAUGUCUCAAAGUACUAGACCUCAGGCAUAACAAAUUAAACGAAAUUCCAGAAGUCGUUUACGAGUUGACCUCACUGACGACUCUAUAUCUGAGGUUUAAUAGAAUAAGAAUAGUUGGAGAAGAAAUUGCUUUUUUGCAGAAUCUGACGAUGAUGAGCCUAAGGGAGAACAGGAUAAGUGAAUUACCGAAAGGAAUCGGUAAAUUGAAGAAACUAGUCACUUUUGAUGUUUCGAACAAUCACUUAAAACAUUUGCCUCCUGAGAUUGGUGAAUGCACCCUUUUAUCCACAUUGGAUGUUCAGCACAAUGAGUUAGUCGAUAUACCAGAAACAAUAGGUUUACUCCAGAACUUAAGCAGACUCGGUCUCAAAUACAAUCAACUGACAUCGGUACCAAAAUCUCUUAGCCAGUGCGUUCUCAUGACAGACUUCAAUGUAGAGAGCAACGCUAUAUCACAAAUGCCAGAAGGUCUUUUAUCUAGCCUCCUCAAUCUGUCUAGUCUGACUAUAUCUAGAAAUGCUUUCACAUCAUACCCUAUUGGUGGACCCUCACAGUUUACCAACAUAUAUUCCAUCAAUAUGGAGCACAACAUGAUCAACAAAAUUCCCUUUGGAAUAUUCUCUAGAGCCAAGAAUCUCACAAAGUUAAACAUGAAAGAAAACCAACUCACGUCACUUCCCUUAGAUAUUGGUACGUGGAGCAACAUGGUAGAGCUCAACCUAGGCACCAACCAAAUAAGCACAAUUCCGGAUGAGAUUCAGUUUUUGCAGAAGUUGGAGAUUUUCACCCUCAGCAACAACCUUUUGAAAAGGUUACCGCCAACAAUCGGCAACCUUAAAAAUCUCACUGUUCUGGAUCUGGAAGAAAACAAGCUGGUGGCUUUGCCAGAAGAAAUUUGCAAUCUUCAAAAUUUGCAGAAAUUGAUAGUGCAAAGCAACCGACUUCAGCGUUUGCCAAGUAUGAUUGGCUGCCUGACCAAUCUGACUUACAUGAGCGCUGGAGAAAACUAUCUGGAUUCUAUACCCCCUGGAAUCGGCCAGUUACAGAACUUAGAAUCUUUGUACAUAAAUGAUAAUCCCAAUCUGCAUAAGCUGCCCUCAGAACUGGCUUUGUGCUCGAACUUACAGAUUAUGAGCAUUGAGAACUGCCCCCUGUCAGAUCUCCCACCUGAUGUCACUAUAGGCGGGCCCUCUAUGGUCAUACAUUGGCUAAAGAUGGAGUCUAGGUUGAGAUUCGACAGACCAUACUCGUAACCAAAAUUAUCAAAGGGGAAAUAAAAUAGGCUUUGUUUUGUCAACGUUUCGCUUGGAAAAAAUAAGCUGCUGUCAAAUCUUGGGCAAUCUUGGCCUUUCAGUGGUCUUCUGAGCUGAAAAUGAUGAUCUCUCUCUCCUUGGCUGGAAAUUAAAAUAAAAAAAGCUUCAUUGGAUGGUGAUAAGAUACCAGAAAUAAAAAAAAAAAUAUAAAUAUAUAUAUAUUAAAUAUUUCUCAUUCCAAUCAGUGCAAAAUGUUCCAAAUGAUUUAGAGAAUGGUGCGUGCAUGCAUUUUGUGCAUAGAUAAAUAAAAUGGUGUUAAAUGUAACUAAGGUGUUGUGAUUGUAAAGAGUGGGUUUGUUUACAAGGUUGUAAUGAGUAUCAAUUUGCACUGAACCAUAUGUAGACAAAAUGUUAAAUGAUGGUUGAAGUCAAAUGUAUCUAUGUGCUGAUACUUUUUUUCAUGAUACAUUAAAUAAAUACUUUUUUUUAAAUUUAAUUUUGUUCUUAAAAUUAUAGAUUUAGUUAAAUGGGUUAUUUCAUUACAGCUUAAUUCAUUUUUUUGAAAUUAUAAUUUGAGAACAAUGCCUAUAGUUAUGGGCUGUGAUUUAUUGUUGAUUGUAUUUUUAAUUUAGAGAUUUUUUUUUGUUCUGUUUUGAAUUUAAUUAUCCAUAUUUAUAAUUUUCUUAAAUGCUUUAGCAUAUUGUUUGUGAUGCACUAUAUGCACUCAAUUAGAAAUUUCAGUCGCUGUUUUUACACUUUUUGAAGCAACAAGUUACAUGCAAAACUUCAUUCCAUUUUAUAUUUUUAGGUGUCAUUGUGAUUCACGUAAUUGCGUAAGAUGAAAUAUUUUUUUAGUGUCAAAACAUUUCUCAAAAUUAUGCUGUUAAAAAUAUUUUAAUACACUAAAAAUAUUAUUUAAGUACUGAAAUUUUUUUUAAAAAUGUUCUAAUUAUACAGUAUAUUGGUGUAAAAAUGUGAUUUCAACAUGUACAGGGUGCCAUAAAAUUCAUGCAAGUAGUAUUUGUAAAAGAAAAGGCGUUUUUUAGCUAAAAAUUGUGAUUUUUUAUUUGUUGAUUCUUAAAAUACAGUACAUGGUUAUGCCUGGAAUAUAUUAUACCCGUUGGUAAUUAAUUAAUUUCUACUCAACUUCCUUGCUAUCGCUUGAUGCAGGGCCGGAUUAAGCGAACGCGGGGCCCUAGACCAUUCAAAUUUUUGGGGCC